Armigeres subalbatus is the source of this 4017-nucleotide messenger RNA. RefSeq lists its product as uncharacterized. The record is from RefSeq and is a predicted model, not a curated record. The coding region runs from base 1 to 4017 and encodes 1338 amino acids. The transcript has 3 exons. Gene Ontology annotation, molecular function: RNA-DNA hybrid ribonuclease activity; nucleic acid binding. Lineage: Eukaryota; Metazoa; Arthropoda; Insecta; Diptera; Culicidae.
AUGCCCGUUCGCCUGAUGUGGAGGGCCUCAAAACCGACGCAUGACGUUAUGGAACUGUCAGACCGACCCCGGCACCUGGUAAAGACCGAGGACGAAGAAACAAAGUGUAGAGCCCUGGAUCGUCGGGGCGCCGGUAGACCGGACGCCAAGACCCAACCGGAACGACCGAAUCGACCUCGGCAUCCAGUGGACGAAGAAAGUAAGAAGAGCCUGUCAAGAUCUCUUGGUAGUCGGGGCCCCCCCAGUGCGGACGUCUUUCCCACACCGGAACUGGGGAACAACCUCCGGCACCAUCGGAUAGACGGAAGAGGGACGCAUUAUCCCCCUGCAAGCUUGUCAAGCGCAAAGUACCAAGCCGCUGUUUCUCCGGUGGACCUCGAGGGAUGCAAGCGAAAAGCAGAUGGCGUUCUCGGGUCGCGAGUUUUUCCCCCGACGGACGACGUGGGAUGCAAGCUGCAAGGCAUCGAACAAGCGCAAAGCAGAAAUUUUCAAUUCAACACGAAUCUCUCCCUCUCACCAAGGCCGCGCUCCGGGCAACCCGGGGACCUCCACCCGGGCCAUAAGUCCCAACAGUGUCAGCGUCCUGGGCUCCCCGGGCACUCCAACCCGGGCAAUAAGUCCCACAUCCACCGUUCUUCUCCCACUUCUGGCGGCUCUAGCGACGCAGGCCCAUCCCGGUCGCGCAUCGCAACGCCCAGUGGUUCCAGUUCCACCUCGUCGUCAUCCUCCGACGCAUCGAGCUCCGGGUCAGUCAGUGGAUCUCCUUCCUCCAUUGGCUCUGGCCUGCCCAGGAUACCUCCAAGAACAGCUUCAGGUACGGUAAGAAACCCUCCCUCUUCUCUAUCGUCUCCUUUCCCAACUCCGGCCCUCCCGCUGGAAGUAAAAUUCUGCCUACAAUGGAACAUCAACGGGUAUUGGAACAACCUUCCAAACCUUGAGCUGCUGGUGCACCACAGCUUACCCUGGACCAUUGCUCUCCAAGAGGUUAACCGAGUUUCCAACGCCCUCAUGGAUCGAACCCUCGGAGGCAAGUACCGUUGGACCAGCAAGGUUGGGAACAACUUCAGGCAUUCCGUAGCCAUCGGGGUACUGGUGGAUAUCCCCUUUGAUGUCCUCGAUAUCGACGAGGAUCUGCCGGUUGUCGGUGUCCGGCUGCACGGAAAUAUGCCCAUUACCAUCAUCAAUGUUUACAUCCCUUGCGGCGCCUUCCCCGCCGUCAAAAGAAAGGUAAGCUCCCUGAUUGAAAACGCUACUCCCCCACUGCUUCUCCUCGGGGACAUGAACGCCCACCAUCCCAUGUGGGGAGGGUCAAGGGCCGACCCUCGCGGCUCCGCACUAGCCGAAGCGUUUCAGGAAGGCGAUCUCGUCACCCUCAAUGACGGGGCUCCCACCUUUUUCAACGGGCACGUUGCCACUUCCAUUGAUGUUUCCGCGGUAAGUAGGUCCAUUCUGCCACGCUUCUCCUGGAAAGCUGGCACUGAUCUGUACGGUAGCAACCACUACCCGGUGCAGAUCUCCACCAACGCUCCCCCUCCUGUGAACAUCAAGCGACGCCGCUGGAAAUACGACGAAGCGGACUGGGAGGACAUGAUCCUCGAUGCUGCCCAGCAAACCAUUCCCCGGUCCAGCGGCUAUCCCGGCCGUCGCGCACUCAGAUGGUGGUCCGAGGAAACUCGGCGCGCGGUCAAAGCCAGACGCAAAGCUUUGCGGGCUCUGAGGAAGCUCAGCCCCAACCACCCUCUCAGGCCAGACGCCCUGGACUGUUACAAGGAGAAGCAUCGACAGUGCAAAAUCAUUAUCAGGGAGGCGAAAUCCAAGCAGUGGGAAGACUUUGUCGACAGCAUCAACCCCUCCCAAUCAAUCGCCGAUCUGUGGAGACGGGUAAAUGCCAUAAGUGGUAAGUCGAGGGCGACGCCCAUCCACCUCGACCAAGGCAACCAAACGAUUUCAGAACCCGCACAAGUUGCCAACACCCUCGGGGAAUACUUCGCCUCCCUGGUAGCAACAGCUCAGUACCCAGCUGACUUCCGAAGCACUAUUUCCGCUCGAAACUUGACUCUCAGCGCCAUCUUUAUUCCCGCGGACCCCCCCAACUGCCUGUUGAACCUACCCUUCUCAGCAGGUGAGUUGGCCCAUGCACUCUCCAAGUGCAAUGGGAACUCAUCCGGCCCGGAUGAGUUGGGACGAGUGGAGGAAAAGCCACGUGAUCCCCAUCCCAAAAACCACACCACGGGUCGGGAUCCCUCCAAGUUUCGUCCGAUCUCCCUCACCUCCUGCGCGUGUAAGACCAUGGAGAGAAUGGUCAACCGCCGGCUCCGUGAAAAACUGGAAGCAGAUGGAAGAUUUGGCUUCCAACAGCACGCCUUUCGCCCAGGGUAUGGCACCAGCACAUACUUUGCCAACCUGGGCAGUGUGCUACAGAGCGCGUACAAUGAAGGCAAGCAUGUUGACCUGGUCUCGCUGGACAUUGCCAAAGCCUUCAGCAGGACCUGGACACCCCUGGUCCUCAACAAACUACUAGAAUGGGGCAUCACCGGCAACAUGCUUGCCUUUAUCAAAAAUUUCUUGACCGGUAGGACCUUCACGGUCCUCAUCGGCGGCUCUGCAUCCGGAGAAUAUGCCGAGGAAACUGGGGUCCCCCAAGGGUCGGUUCUUGCGGUCACCCUUUUCCUGAUCGCAAUGAACGGGGUCUUCGGCAUAUUACCGGCCAACGUCCACCUAUUCGUCUACGCUGAUGACAUCCUUCUAGUUGUCGUAGGCGGAACCCCCGGACGAACCAGAAUCAAAGCGCAGGCGGCUGUUAGCGCAAUCCACCGAUGGGCCACCUCCGUUGGUUUCACCAUGAACGCGGGCAAGUGCAUCCGAGGCCACGUUUGCCAUGGCCGCCAUCAAAUUGGAGGCCCGCCCAUUAAGCUUGGCCACGACCCCAUUCCCAACCGGAAAAUCGUUCGUGUUCUUGGUGUCGAUAUCGACCGACGGCUCACCUUCCUACCACACUUCCGGGCCGUGAAGGUGGCCUGCAAACCGCGAAUCAGCCUUAUGAAAACUCUGGCCACUAAACAUCGUACGAACAACCGGCACACCAGGCUAAACAUAGGCCAAGCCACCAUCGAUAGUCGCCUGCUGUAUGGUCUAGAGUUGACCGCGGCUGCAAGAAGGGACCUCAUCAGCGUGCUUUCCCCAGUUUUUAAUAACUACGUCCGACUAGCUUCCGGUCUCCUUCCCUCCACGCCAGCAGAAGCAGCUUGUGUCGAAGCCGGGAUCUUCCCUUUCCGGCAGCGUGUCCUCACGGCCAUCUGCUGCAAGGCAGCCUCCUACGCUGCGGUCACAUCAGGCGAUUACGGGAUCCCUCUCCUCGACGAGGCUGACCGGAUCCUCAGAAGCGUGGCCGGCACAGGUCUCCCCCCAGUGGCGCGGGUCCACUGGCACGGAGCAAGAAGCUGGUCGAUGCCUCCCGUUAAAAUUGAAGGCUCCAUCGCCGCGCGCUUCCGAAGAGGCGACAACUCCGAGGAUCUAAGAAGGUCGGUCAUCGAGCUGGUGGCCACUCGCUUUCGGAACCAUACGGUACGGUACACCGAUGGCUCCGUAUCUAACAGGGGGGUAGGUUUCGGUGUUUCCGGUACCAACCUAGCCAGGUCCGAGCGCCUACCGCCUCAAUGCAGCGUCUUCUCCGCCGAAGCUGCAGCCAUAUUCGUCGCUGCCACCCUUCCAGCAAACAGGCCAAUCGCUAUCCUUACGGACUCAGCCAGCGUGGUGGCUGCCCUCCAAAGCCACACCCCAAAGCACCCGUGGAUCCAAGGGAUCCUUACUGGUAUGGCACCCGAUACCAUUUUCGCCUGGAUUCCCGGCCAUUGUGGCAUCAGAGGGAACGUAGAAGCCGAUGCCUUAGCAAGCGUUGGGCACGAAGGUCUUCCCUACACCCGCUCCGUCCCGCUGGCCGACGUUAAAAGUGGACAAAAAGUGUCGUCGGCCAGGACUGGGCACGGACUUGGAACAACUACCACAUGCCUUCUUUGA